Messenger RNA from Didymodactylos carnosus, 825 nucleotides. NCBI's taxonomy places the organism in Eukaryota, Metazoa, Rotifera, Eurotatoria, Philodinida, Philodinidae. The record is from the annotation of a GenBank genome assembly.
AUGGAAAAUUGCCAUAAUACGUGGUUACUGAGUAAUUGUGUAUCAUCUAGAGCUAAUCAACUGUCAGAUCAAACCGAACAACCAGAGUCCAAUACCAAAGAAAAUAGUGAUAAACAACAAAAAAUAUUGAAAGAAAUGAGUCGAGAUAUCAUACCUGCAGCUAUCAAACACACAGCCAGUUUGAUAUUUUUACAUGGAUUAGGAGAUGUGGGACCAUCGUGGCUUCAGGCAUUUAAAAUGUAUCGUAUUCCAGAAAAAACGCCACAUGUUAAAUAUAUUUUUCCAACAGCAGCAAUUAGAAAAGUGACGUUAAAUUUUGGCAUGGAAAUGACGUCAUGGUUCGAUGUGAAAGGUUUAAGCCGAAAUGCUGUCGAAGACACCGAAGGAAUAGAAACAUCGACAAAAUUAUGUACGUCAAAGAUACUUGAAUUGGUAAAUAAAGAAAUUGAAAGUGGUAUUCCUCCAGAACGAAUCAUAGUCGGUGGAUUUUCGAUGGGCGGCGCUGUAGCGUUACAUACAGCUUUGGCUGCUCCUUGGUUGUUAGGCGGUUGUAUUGCAUUGAGCAGUUGGCUUCCGUUAGCAAAUACAUUUCCAGAUGCCAUUAAAGCUGCUGAUCAAAAAAUAAAUUUGCCCAUAUUACAGUGCCAUGGUAAACAAGAUCCACUUGUACAGAUAGAAUGGGCUAAAUUAACGUCACAAGCACUAGAAAGUUUUGGUUUUAAGAAUUAUCAAUUCCAUGAAUAUAAUAUGGAGCAUAGUAGUUGUGAUAAAGAAAUAAAUGAUGUAUCGGAGUUUAUUCUACGCGUAUUAUCGGACAACAAAUGA